UCGUCGCAUCGACUUUCGCUGGACGAAACCAACAACAAGAAACCACGCAGCACACGCACGGCACCAUCUGUCAUCGUAGAGGGAUGGACUGUCCUUCGCUUGGUCCCCGGAUCGUCUGGUCUGCGCACGGGCAGGGAUUGCGCGUGCUCCGCUUGCUAAUGUGACAUCCGAGAUGGAUCCCGUGCUCCCGCGCUGCCUGUGUGGAAUUCCUUCUCCAGUAGCCCCUUUCUCCCUUCUCCUCUCCAUGACUCCAAUGUGUCCGCAGACUAUCGAUGAAAGAUGGUGGACAGCGGUUUAGUGUGUUGGUCGCGUUUUUGAUCGCUGAUCGAAGUGCGCUUCACGACGACUCUGUAAGAGAAUUGGACAGAUAUGGUCAAGCCGUGAUUGUACAGCGAUUAGUGGACAUCGCCCGAUCGUGAGGUGCAGAUUACCACCGGGACAUGCCGAUGCCGAUGCCGAUGCCGAUGCGACGCGACACAGUGUGUACGUGACCAGCCAAGGACAGAACUGAGAACGUGAGGCCACUGUGGCCACUCAACUCAACCAGAGCCAGCCAGCGCGCGAUAUGAUGCGUUCCAGCACCACAACCCGCAGCAGUACACUGCUCGCGGCGGUACUGGUGAUCCUAGCGAUCACGAUUCGACAAGCGACAGCCAGUGCAUCAUUAUCUGGAUACCGGGAACCGUGCACGAACGAAGGCGAAGAGGUUAAGAUCAGCCAUUCAUGCUUCAAGUGUAUCUGCAAGAAUGGCUUCGUGGAGUGUGAACAGCAGAGCUGCCCGGCGGUCGACGAUUGUUUCGUGUUGCAGAAGAGAGAUCCGGAGGCGUGCUGCGAAAAGUGUAUCGGAUGUUUAUUCGAGGGCCGGCACAUCGACAGCGGUACCGAGUGGACCGAUUUGGAUGAUCCCUGCAUGCACUACAAGUGCGUUUCCGGUGUGGUCACCCGGUCGGAGAUGAAGUGCUACACGCCCUGCUCCAAUCCGAUCGCACCCCGCAAGGGUCAGUGCUGUCCGACCUGCUUCGGAUGCCAACUAAACGGCCAGAAGGUACUCGGCGAAGCGACACUGAGUGAGGAUCCGUGUGUCAAGUGUACCUGCGCUGGCCAUAAGCUGACCUGCACCAAGAAAUCCUGCCCAGUGCUCCAGUGCCCGUUGACGAAACAAAUCCGCACCCCGGGCGAAUGCUGUCCACGGUGUGGCGAACGUCGCGAAGAGAUCACCAACGGUUCUCCGAUGUGUAUCCUCGGGAAGUUGGUCAGUUUUACGGGCGACACGUACCGUGGGGAUCACUGUUCGGAUUGUACCUGCCGUAAUGGAACUUCGGUGUGCCACAAGAACACCUGCCCGAUACUGGAGUGUGCGAUCGAGGAUCAGAUGCGAGAACCGGGCGAAUGCUGCCCAUCCUGUCCGGUACCGGCGGAAAUCCGGAGCACCUGUACGAAUGCCGGCAAAGUUUAUCAGAACAACGAAACGUGGAGCCUGAAUGCGUGCACAUCCUGCGAGUGCCGUGCCGGUGAGGUACGCUGCGCCAACAUCCAGUGUCCGAAGCGAAAGUGCGGUCCAAACGAGUCACUCGUCCGCUUACCCAACGAGUGCUGCCCACAGUGUGUCGAAAGUCCGGGCGUUUGCACCGUGUUCGGUGAUCCACACUACAAAACGUUCGAUGGUAACUUCUACAGCUUCCAGGGUUCGUGCAAGUACCAGCUGACGGCGGACUGUGUUGGGCAUAGUUUCUCGAUCCGCGUUACCAACGAUGCCCGGAUGACAAAGUACAGUUCGUGGACAAAAACGGUCACGUUGAAGCUGGAAGGGGUGAAGGUGAACCUGGGCCAUCGGAUGCGUGUUAAGGUGAAUGGAACGCGAGUGGAGCCACCGUACAAACUGGCCGGCACGCUCGACAUCUACCGCAGCGAUGACAACACGGAGGUAAUCGUGGAGACGGGGCUCGGUGUGAAGCUGUCCUGGGAUGGAUUCAACUUCAUCCAGGUGCAGGUACCGACGGUGUACAAGGGGAAGCUGUGCGGUCUGUGCGGUAACUACAACAGCGUCUUCCGGGAUGAUCUGUUUACCCGGGCCGGUCUCAACAUGACGCACAACGUGUGGCGCUUCGCCCGUUCCUGGGCCGUCGGUGGUCCGAAAGCGUGCACGCGGCAGCGCAAGAACGAACUCGGCGCACGGCACCCGCAGUGCAAGACGAAGAAGUUUUUCACCUUCUGCAAAGCGCUCCGGACGGCCGAGGUGUUUGGGAACUGUAACUCGCUACUGAAUCCGGACAAUUACUUCGAGUCGUGUAAGUUCGAUAUGUGCGAGUGUCCACACCGGCAGUGUUACUGUGACAGUAUGGCAGCGUACGCGCACGAGUGUGUCCGGCAGGGAGUGCAGUUGCCCGACUGGCGUACACUCACCGGUUGUAGCCGGAAUGCGACGAUUGGUGCAUCGGCAGGAUCUGCCGUAGUGGCGCAGAUGCAGAAGCAAAUCCUCGAGAAGCAACAGCAGCAGCAACAGCAACAACGCCAUCACCGUCUGAACGGCAUUAACAGGAACGCGAUCCAUCGGCAGACGAAAAAACCACGGAGACCAGCGAAGCAGCUGGAACCACAGAACCAAGAACCUCUCCUCCAGCAACAGCAGCUGCAGCACCAGCAUCCGCAGCAUCACCGUCGGAUGCAUCACCAUCAGCAGCAGCAGCAGCAGUUGCUGUUGCAGCAAAACGUUAUCCCGGUGCGCCCGGUUAGCGGUAACCGUCGGACACCGCCACCGUUGCAGCGCUAGAGCUUCUCCUCGUUCCUCGUUAGCAUCUAAAAGCGGGGGCCGUGGGGCACCGGAUGUCCCAUAGAGUCGCCCCGAUCGCCUGUCCUGCUUCUUUUUCCGUUUCCCUUUUUUACGCCUUAUCAGUUUCUCAUCGAAUAAGUGCACCCCCAUCCCAAAUCCCCCCCAACCCCCCCCAACCCGCCAAGAUUGUACAUAUUAGUUAGCAUUAGCCGGCGACGCACGCACGCACGCACGCAUCCCCCCUGGGGCCCUUGGUGUGUCUCUCUGUCUCUGGGGAGCCAUUAAUCUGAAUCUGAAAUCCCAGUGGAAAUCUCAACCGCAACGCACGCGGAACACGUCGUGUUCCGUCUUUUUUUCUCUCUCUCUCUUUGAGUUGCGAUCCUUGCAGCGACCGCGAUCGCAGUUGCCAUUGCUUCUCCAAGCAGUAGCCAUUGCUUUACGAACCGAGAGGGGGGUUGUGUAGGUUUAAAGUGCGUGCGUUUCAGUUCUCUUAUCACUUUCCACGUUUUACUUUCAUUAUAUUCUCUUUUGUUUUACGUGAACAAACUUCUAUUAUUUUUUUUUUCAUACUUUUCGAUACUUUUUGAUACGGCUUAGUAACUUUAUUAUUACAUUUUUAAACGACUCAUCGGCGGUACACAGUGCGAGUACAACUACUGUUCGAAGUAACUAUUACUAUCAUUAAUUAAUUUUAACAUUAUUAUACCUUAGCUGAGCUCGGAGUUCGUUAGCUCGCCGAUCGCGGACGCAAACGAAUUGUACUUUGUAGACGAACGAACUUUACUUUUUAUGAAUCCAUUACUAUUUGUGACAUUCAUCAGUAUUUAUUUCCUGCUCCCCCCCCCCCCCCCCCCUCCCGCGAACUGGAAUUGGAUUACACGUCGCAAGAGUAGGGGCAAAGGAGAAGGCCAGAGUGGAAAGGAAGAGCAGAGAGCUACACUAUAGUUAGUGCAAGGAUUAGGUAUAGGGCAAAGAGACGAGUGAUGCGUGGAAGGAAGUACUACCAGAGGAGGGGACUAAGCAUAAUACCAUACCAUGUCACAUGCAUACAGACACAGACAGACAGACAGACAGACAGACAGACAGACACAGCCAUUUCUCUUUGGGGCUUCCGGUGUUACAGACGAUGAACAAUCCGAUCCGAGAGUUGCCAAUUACCGUAGACUAAACACCGCAAAACGACCGGAAAUGGACCGUAUCCUGCCGCGCGUUGCUACAGAUAGACUUCAACAAAACAAUUCAAUCCACACAUUCCACCAACUCCGAACCUUUCAACUCUUCUGGACAAACACACAAUUAGUCUCUCUCUCU
This is a messenger RNA of Anopheles aquasalis, 4081 nucleotides long. RefSeq names its product crosveinless 2-secreting protein (gene cv-2). Gene Ontology annotation, cellular component: extracellular region. Gene Ontology annotation, molecular function: BMP binding. NCBI's taxonomy places the organism in Eukaryota, Metazoa, Arthropoda, Insecta, Diptera, Culicidae. Gene Ontology annotation, biological process: positive regulation of BMP signaling pathway. The record is from RefSeq and is a predicted model, not a curated record.